Cornus florida is the source of this 1382-nucleotide messenger RNA. RefSeq names its product serine/arginine-rich SC35-like splicing factor SCL33. The transcript is spliced from 6 exons. The record is from RefSeq and is a predicted model, not a curated record. The coding region runs from base 558 to 1205 and encodes 215 amino acids. Gene Ontology annotation, molecular function: RNA binding. NCBI's taxonomy places the organism in Eukaryota, Viridiplantae, Streptophyta, Magnoliopsida, Cornales, Cornaceae.
UUCUGAUUAGACCUUUCACAUUAUAUAAAUGUGCGUGUGAAUAUACGUUUGUAAGUAUAUAAGUGCGUGUGUGUAUUUGUUUUGUUGAAAUGUCAUAAUUAGCUCUGGAUUCAAGUUAGAUAUUCAUUCAGAAGAUUAUGGACGGGUUUUUCUUGGCAUUUUGUUUCAUUGAUUAUUGAAUUGUUAUUCAACGAUGCAUCUUGAAAAUUUUCGUUUUAAAGUUUGACUAAUUAGGAUGAAAUUGAGAACGAAAUUAGUUCCUUGAUGUGGCUGUUCGAUAUUUCAAAAUAAACUAGUUUAUUAUUAGUUUCUUAUCUGAUUCAACUAAACUAGUUUAUUAUUCUUCUCACCUCUAUUUUAUUUAAAUUUCACCUAUAUGACUAGGCUAGUUCACUUUAUUAUGUGUUUGUUUGAUUAGGCUAGUUCACUUUAUUAUGUGUUUUGUUUCUUGAAUAUUGCAAAAACAGUCUUAUCGGAAUUUUUCCCCUAUUUGAAACCCACACAACCACUUUGCCAGUUUGCUUUAAUGGGGACUUGAAGGUGAGGAAGUACCUCAAAUGAGGGGUAGAAGUUACAGUUACAGUCCCUCACCACCGAGAGGGGGUGACAACAGAAGAUAUCGGAGCCCUAGCCCUAGGGGUCGCGAUGGAGGUCGUCGUAGAGAUCUUCCUACCAGCCUUUUGGUCCGCAACCUCCAUCGUGAUUGCAGGGCGGAAGAUCUCCGUGGACCAUUUGGGGAUUUUGGUCCUCUCAAGGACAUUUACUUGCCGCGAGAUUACUAUACGGGGGAGCCACGAGGCUUUGGUUUUGUGCAAUAUGUAGACCCUGCUGAUGCUGCAGAAGCCAAAUAUCAGAUGGAUGGUCAAGUUCUUCUAGGUCGGACACUAACUGUUGUAUUUGCUGAGGAAAAUAGAAAGAAGCCUUCAGAGAUGAGGGCAAGGGAAAGUGUUAGGGGUCAUUCAUAUGAUCGUAGGCGGUCUCCCCGUCGUUAUUCUCGUUCUCCACGCAGUGCACGUUAUUAUUCCCGUAGCCCGUAUUACUAUUCCCCUUCCCCUAGGCGAAGUCGGUACUCCAGGUCAAUUUCACCUGGAGGCAGACGUUACAGAGAGAGGUCUUACUCAAGGUCGUCUUCUUAUGGUUGGAGGAGUGCAAGCCAAAGUCCAGUCAGGAGCAGGAGUCGGAGCCCUGAAGGUUACUCAAGGUAAAUAGAUAGAAAGGUACCCAAUCUAGGGCAGUGAGUUUUCCAUUACACCGAUGUACUAUUAUUAGUAGCUUUGAUGACCAAAUUGUUGGAGUUAGUGAACCGGUUGCGAUUGACCGAUGUUAUAUUGAUGUUUUUGUUGAAUCGCAUAAUUCUGAAACUGAAUUAUCUUUUUUGACUU